AUGCCCGCAGAAACCAAAGCAGUCGCAUCCCCUGCAAAGUCAAAACCCACCACCCGCAGCUCCAUUCGGCAGUCUCUCAACCUCGCCUCAGUGAGCAAGGCACUUGUCGAUGUAAUUAGCAAGGAUGGACGCGAGGCCAGCAAAAAUGCUAAGAAAACCAAGGACGCAUCGCGUCGCUCGAGUGUAAUCCCACCAGCUGCCCCCCGUCUCUCCAUGGGCGAUCCCACUGCUAGACCGUCGUCGCAAGUCUCGAAGCGCACAGGCACCCCAGAGUCUAAGACGGUCACUCGCAGGCGAGUAUCCGCCUCGUAUGCCCGCUCGUCGUCGGACGAACAGUCGUCGAAGCCAACAGAGCCUUCGACUUCACCAUCAGCAGUGCUCCCCAGGUCGACUACCCUCCGUCCCAAGAAUCUUAAUGCCACCAAUUCAGCUCUCCCCAAAUAUAGACCCAAGUCAACAGUUGUUGAACCUACGAAGCCACCAUCACCAGUGAGACCUGGGGUUCGGCGUCGUCUCAGCACAUCGGAUGAAGAGAAGAAGGAGCAGAAUCGACCAGGAUCUGCCACAGCUCCAGAGGAGAAAACGUCACGUCCUAUCAGUCCUCUGCCUCAGAGGGCCACCCUCAAGGCGAAUUUGACCAACUCCGUCAAUGCUACACCCCCAUCAACCCCAUCAAAGGCGAAACAUAUGCCUCCUGCAUCUGCCAAGGAAUCCCCUUCCCGCCCCACCAAGAUCGUUAAGACUGCUGCUACUUCUAUUCCUCGCCCACCCUCAUCUAGCUCCUCUGCGCCAUCUGUACAUCUGAAUGCCACACCCAAAAGGCCAACACCCAAGGUUUCUACACCCAAGGCUUCAGGCGUCAAGAGCAAACUUGGACACUCCUCCCAUUCCGCCCAAGAUAAAUCUGGUGGUUCGCCGUUCAAGGUUCCGGCAUCUCCUUAUUCGCGAGAUUCACCUUCACCUUCGGAACGCCAUGCUCGCAAGAACUCUAAGUUUACGACUCCGGCAUCGUCGAUGGCGUCGGGCAACAUGUCGCAUAUAUCAGAAGGCACCAGCGAGCCAGAGGAUAGUGACGAGGAGGACGUUGAACUGCUGCUUGCACCGGUCGCUGCGCUCGGUGCUCCUACACCCGCAAUGCCAAAGAUUCAGACCUCUCGCAAACGGCUCAUCCCACAAACUCCUACACGUCCUGGUCUGCCAACACGCGACAAACUUUCAUAUGUUUCUCCUAUGCCUCCUGAUUCUGACAAGAAAUCCGGGGCGUUUUUGAGACCUCCGCGGCAAACACCUAAUUCAACCGCUGCCCGCGGUUCGAUACUAUCUUGGGAACAACUAGCAAACGAGUCGUCGCGAACCAUCGGCGAGGAUGAGUUCGGUCGUAUGCUUGCUGACAUUCCUGCCCCGUUCCGUUCCGGUGCUGCAUCUCCGAGCCUUAGCUCACAGAUGGAUGUCCCAGAGAGCCCGUGCUUAAGCGCGAUUGACUCUCCAGGUGGUUACGGCUCCAUCUCCCAGGUUCUAUUACCGGACGUGACGCCUUCACCUGCAGUGCACCACGCCGCCCAACAAGCCCGGUUCAACCUACCCUCAGAGACCCCCGGUGCUGCCGAUGCCUCGGCAGUGACCUUCCUCCGAUUGCAGCUCGCUCAGGUGGAGAACACGGCCAAGGAGCGGCUCUUCCAGAUGCAGGCGAUGGAGGAGGAGAUCCACAACCUUAAGCAGGCGCAUGCACUACAGAUGGAAGAGGCCCACAAGCAGAUGCAGUACAUGGAGAUGCAGGGACGCGAGAAUGACGCGAAGGCGUCGUAUGCAACCUCUUUGGAGGAGCAGCUUUGCCAAGCCCAACUACUGCGCGAUCAGGCUGUCGAGGAGGCGGUUGCUCGUGCGCGGCAGACAGAGCACGGCCGGGUGGAGGUACUCAAAUAUGAAAAGUGCAGAUUGGCGGCGGCCGGGUGCGCGGGCCUCGCUGCUUCGAAGUGGGAUAUAGUGCGGAGUGCAUGUGAGGUUGAAUUGGACCUUGUCCGUGGCGACAGGGAACUGUUGGCGCUUUUGUUGGCGCAGGUUGAGCAAUUGUCUCAACCUCUUUGA
Molecule: messenger RNA, 2085 nt
Organism: Cyclocybe aegerita
Lineage: Eukaryota; Fungi; Basidiomycota; Agaricomycetes; Agaricales; Hemipholiotaceae
Source: the annotation of a GenBank genome assembly